CCCGCCCCGGCCCCGCUGCGCUCCCGGCCAGGCAGGCUCGGCACUACACGGGCGGGCAGCCAGGAUGCAGGCGGCGAACAAGGAGCACCUGUACAAGCUGCUGGUAAUCGGCGACCUGGGCGUGGGCAAGACCAGCAUCAUUAAGCGCUACGUGCACCAGAACUUCUCCUCGCACUACCGGGCCACCAUCGGCGUGGACUUCGCGCUCAAGGUGCUUCACUGGGACCCGGACACAGUGGUGCGCCUGCAGCUCUGGGACAUCGCAGGUCAAGAAAGAUUUGGAAACAUGACAAGGGUCUAUUACCGAGAAGCCAUGGGUGCAUUCAUUGUCUUCGAUGUCACCAGGCCAGCUACGUUUGAAGCAGUGACCAAAUGGAAAAAUGAUUUGGACUCCAAGUUAAGUCUCCCUAAUGGCAAACCAGUUUCAGUGGUUUUAUUGGCCAACAAAUGUGACCAGGGCAAGGAUAUGCUCCUGAACAAUGGCCUCAAGAUGGACCAGUUCUGCAAGGAGCAUGGUUUCGUAGGAUGGUUUGAAACCUCAGCAAAGGAAAACAUAAACAUCGACGAAGCCUCCAGGUGCCUGGUGAAGCACAUCCUCGCCAACGAGUGUGAGCUGAUGGAGUCCAUCGAGCCGGACAUCGUGAAGCCGCACCUCACGCCGCCCAGGGCCGUCAGCUGCUCCAGCUGUGCCAGGUCCUAGUGGGCUCUGUGCUGGCACAUGCUGCACAUCACCCCAUCCUCUCAGACAUGGUGCCUCAGCUUUUACCACUUUGGGAAAAUGUCAUGAUAGGGAUACACACGUGACAUGCCAAAGAUCUCUGCCUCUGUCUUUCCUAUAUGAGAGAAAUAGCAAAUGUGUUUUUAAUGUCUGUCCCCGCCCCCCCACCUCCCUCCCCGCCCCCUGCCACCCAGCAUCAGCAACUGUGUUUACAAGCAUUUAGAAUAUUUAGUGUGUUAAAAAAUUGUGUCUGGUAGCUGACCACCAUUCUGCAGGACGAGAUUGGGCCGUGCUAUUUGCUUCUUUGCAUCAGCCAAGGCCUCAGGUUUUCAAGAGAAAGGGGAGAAGGGCAGACUCGCUGGCAAGUCGAGCAGUGGCUUUCGUUUUGCCGCUGGUACCUUUGCCCAGACUUGAAUAUAUUCUCUGCUGCUCUGACCGGCCUCCUAAGUUGAAAUGGUCUUUUCUCCAGACAUGACCUCCAUUCCCAACAGACCCAGGAGUUUCCUUUGAUUUAGCUCUUCGGCGUCAUGCACACAGGCUUCCUGUGCUGUUGCUUUUAUUGUCGCUUGCCUUGCCCCGAACGUGGGUUUAACUGGAAAAUGUAUGAAAAAGAUCUGCCCCCUGUUUGUGCCCUUUUGUUAGCUUUCUCUGACUCAUGCUGUGGGACUCUGUACAUGUAAUAUAUAUUGUAUAUAUUUUCACAAGUGAAAAAUAAAACAUGAACGGACUCCG
Messenger RNA from Eptesicus fuscus (big brown bat), 1450 nucleotides. It is a transcript of the gene RAB38, whose product is annotated as RAB38, member RAS oncogene family. Gene Ontology annotation, biological process: endosome to lysosome transport; phagosome-lysosome fusion. Bases 65 to 700 code for a protein of 211 amino acids. Gene Ontology annotation, molecular function: GTP binding; GTPase activity. Gene Ontology annotation, cellular component: phagocytic vesicle; trans-Golgi network; lysosome. The record is from RefSeq and is a predicted model, not a curated record. Lineage: Eukaryota; Metazoa; Chordata; Mammalia; Chiroptera; Vespertilionidae. The transcript is spliced from 3 exons.